UUCAUUGCGGUAUUCCACCCCACUGUUGGCUCAGGCUGGACGGUAUCGAACCCCACACUGCGUAAGGUCAGAGAAUGGCUUUGUUUAAAUUGUCAGAUGCAAAGAGCCCUUGGCAUAGAUAUGACGACUGUGCCCAGUUCCAAACCACAACCUCUGCAGCCCAAGCAGCAGGAAGUGACUCUCUCUGCUUCACAAGCAGCCAAACAGGCUCCGAUUCAGCAACCCACUGCAAAACCUGAACAGGCCAAGCCAUUGUCACGCUCUGGAUCCAGAAAGCAGCAUCUCCUGACCAAGCAGCAAUCAAUGGUUGCUUCUCCUCCACUAAAGGCCAAACAACCAUCACAUGGGCCUGGGGAUGCACAACCAAGACAGCACGCAGCCCAGAAACCACAGCCAGUGAAACUGACUCAGCAGCUGGUGGAUCAACAAAAACAGCAAGACCUGAACAAACCUCCUCAACAAGUCAGUUCCACUGCACAAGGAGCAGAAAGCAAGCAACCCUUUCUGAGUCCCCAGGUUCAGGAAAAAGACUCCAAGCAACCCAAGUCAGUGACCCAGGACCAACAGCUCACUAAGAAGCAGGAGGACUCUGACAUUAGAACACAGCGACAACAGCUGCAGAAAAAGGACGAUUUGGUUCCAGGGACAAAAUCCAAUACUGGGAUAAACAGUCAAAAGCAGGACAUGACCCAGCAGAAACAAUCAGUACAGAUUCAGAAGCCAGUCGAAAAAUCACAGUCCCCGAAUAUUAGCCCUGCUGCCCCUGAAGUGACCAAACAGCCUGCUUCAAAAGUGGAAUCCAAGGCUGGUCACCCAAAGAAAGAACAAGCAAAGCUGACUCAGAAACCACCAGCUGCUAAAGUUGUACCAUCACAGAUUCCACCAGAAACUCCAAAAGCUCAGAAACCCCCAGAACAGUCAAGGCGUUUCAGCCUCAACUUAGGAGGUUCUGCACAACCACUGCAAUUUCAGCCAUCAACUCCUCCAGAGACUGUCACUGGAAAACUCUUUGGGUUUGGGGCAUCUCUGUUCAGCCAAGCCUCAACUUUAAUAUCUGCAGCACCUCAGCAACACGAGCAACAUGGACACACUGCAAAGCAACCCCCUCAGACAGCCUCCAAGGACAGCAUGUCCAAGGACAGCAGUGUUUCUCAGCAAUCCCCCAAACGGGACAUUGGUAAGAAAGAAGCUAAGCCUUCAGCAGCAGCAGGUACUUUCGAACAGAAGGCUGUUAGGGCAGUACAAGACACAACAGACCCUGCAACCAUGAAGAAUGCUGCAGUGGUGAAAGAAAGCAAACCAGGUGCAGAAAUGGUUAAACAGACAACCAAGCCCUUGGAAACCGAAAAAGCUUCUCCACCUAAGAGCACUUGCCCUCUUUGUAAAACUGAUUUGAAUAUUGGUUCUGAGGCCCCUCCCAACUUCAAUAUCUGUACAGAAUGCAAGGCGGUUGUGUGCAACCUUUGUGGAUUUAAUCCAAUGCCACAUUUGACAGAGCGGCUGUAUCACACACCUAAAGGAGCAACUCCCCAUCACACUCCGCCCCCUCCCCAGGGGACCAACUGUGAAGAAUUGACCCCCAACCUCCGGAGACAACGGUGA
Rhincodon typus (whale shark) is the source of this 1602-nucleotide messenger RNA. RefSeq names its product protein piccolo-like. Gene Ontology annotation, molecular function: structural constituent of presynaptic active zone; metal ion binding. The transcript is spliced from 4 exons. NCBI's taxonomy places the organism in Eukaryota, Metazoa, Chordata, Chondrichthyes, Orectolobiformes, Rhincodontidae. Gene Ontology annotation, cellular component: GABA-ergic synapse; axon; glutamatergic synapse. Gene Ontology annotation, biological process: protein localization to synapse; presynaptic active zone assembly. The record is from RefSeq and is a predicted model, not a curated record. Bases 97 to 1602 code for a protein of 501 amino acids.